Molecule: messenger RNA, 3042 nt
Organism: Metopolophium dirhodum (rose-grain aphid)
Lineage: Eukaryota; Metazoa; Arthropoda; Insecta; Hemiptera; Aphididae
Exons: 12
Coding region: 1-3042 (1013 amino acids)
Molecular function (GO): protein dimerization activity
Source: RefSeq, a predicted model, not a curated record
AUGCCGAAUUCAAAUAUUGGUUUAGACUUGUUGUGUUCAUGCGGUAAAAAAAAGUUGAACUUAAAUGAAACGAAUUGGAAGCGACAUAUUUCGUCCUGUAAAUCAGAAGAGAGACUAAAAAUCUCAAAAACAUGCAAUAAUUUAACCAAUUAUUUUUCAAGAAAAAGAGAUAAUUCUACAGUGUUUGAUGGACUUGAUGGAACAUCAUUGCAAAAGAGAAAAUCAAAUUUGCACAAUAUUUUUAAUCAAAACCGCAAAGUCAAUGAUUUAAAAGGAACUGAUAAAGCAUGUGGUAUAUCUAACGAAGACCAGAUCUCUGAACUUGCUAAAUCAUCAGGUACAACAAGUUUAAAUGACAUUGUUGUCAAUGUCAAUGAAGAUCACAUUUCUGGAGUUGAUGAUUUAGAAGGAACUGAUAAAGCAUGUGGUAUAUCUAACGAAGACCAGAUCUCUGAACUUGCUAAAUCAUCAGGUACAACAAGUUUAAAUGACAUUGUUGUCAAUGUCAAUGAAGAUCACAUUUCUGGAGUUGAUGAUUUAGAAGGAACUGAUAAAGCAUGUGGUAUAUCUAACGAAGACCAGAUCUCUGAACUUGCUAAAUCAUCAGGUUUAGGUACAACAAGUUUAAAUGACAUUGUUGUCAAUGAAGAUCACAUUUCUGCAGUUGAUGAUUUAGAAGGAAGUGAAAAAGCUUGCAAAAUUUCUAAUGAAGACCAGUCUCUUACUAUUUCUGUUGCAAAAGAAGUUGGUAUCGAAGAAAAAGAUCCUAUAAAAAUAAUUGCAUCUGGACCAUUUUCUUAUGAAAAAAGAAAAUUAAUUCUUAGCUGGGGUCCUCAUCAGCCUCAGAAAGAGGAUAUGUCCAAGAACUGUUUUCCUAUGCGAAACAAUAGGAGUUUUCUUCCUUCGUGGUAUAAAAAAACAUUACCUGAGGCACUACCAGCUCAAGAGAAUGGCUUUCAUAUUCGUGCAGUACAGACCUCUGUUUGGGUCACGACAGGGUUUGGCACAUGGAGCAAGGCAACACAGAGACUAAUUAUGCAUGAGACUUCUUCCUUUCAUGUUGAAGCUUCUCUUAAAUUAAAAUUAGAAGAUCAGUGUGUGCCUCUUCAACCUUCAAUUCUUAGAGCAAGGAACACAUUUGUUGCUACGAACCGUCUAAUUGUCACAGCAAUUAUUGACAUAAUUCUCUACCUUGCUCAACACUCUUUGGCUCUAAGAGGUCACAGAGAAAAUUGGGAGACCAAUUUACGUGGAAAUUUUAAAGAUUUGGUUUGUUUAUUGGGAAAGUAUCACCCUGUUCUUGGAUCAUAUAUAGCUGGCCAACGUUUAAAAAAAAAAACAAAAUAUGAUUUCAUAUCGUGGAGAAGGCAAAAUGAACUCAUUGACGCAAUGGCUGGAUACACUCGUGGUGUCAUUCUAAAACAAAUUAAGUGUGCUAAGUUUUUCAGUAUAACAUUAGACAGUACAUUUGAUAAUUCUAGAAAAGAGCAGCUCUCCUUUGUGAUUCGCUACAUUCAUGAUGAGACUGCCGAAGCCCAUGAAAGGUUAAUCAGUAUGAAAGAAUGUGCAAAUACUUCGGCACAAAAUAUAUUUGAAAUAGUAGAACAAAUAUGUGCUAUAUAUUCUUUAGAUUGGAAGCAAUACUUGGUUGGACAGUCCUUCGAUGGUGCAAGUAAUAUGCGUGGUGCAUAUAAUGGACUUCAGGCCAUAAUUAAACGUUCUAAUCCGGCUGCAGUUUUUGUUUGGUGCUAUGCACAUCGGCUUAAUUUAGUUGUUAUUGAUGCGGUAAGCUGUUCACCCAAUGCAGUUGAUAUGUUCGGGAUUUUAGAAUCUAUUUAUGAUUUUAUAUGCUCAAGUAAGAAACGAGUGGCCUUAUUUGAUGAAUUUCAAGAAAAAAUAUAUGGAAGUACACAACGUAAACGACGCUUCAAGAGAGUAAAAACUACUCGUUGGUGGUCCCAUGAUCAUGCGCUCAAUACUGUUUUAGACACGUUUGAUGCUUUAUGUGAUACCUUACAAAAUAUCCAAAAUAAUGAAUGUUCAAGUGAUCGCAAAGGUGCUCAUCAGGCUCGGAGUUUAAAAGAAAAUAUCAUUAAAAUGCUGCAGGCCAAAGACAUAGAUCUUAUCGGAGUUAUUGAUCUAGUUAAAGAAAAAAUACAACACUUAGAAACAUGUAGAAGUGACAUAGAAUUUUCCACUGUCCUUAACCAAGUCGAAGAGUUCAAAAAGUUUUCAAUUAACGAAUGUGAAGAUUUUAAGCCGAUUCCACAUAAUCGGAUUAGACGGGUACCACGUAAAGCUGACGAAAUAGCUGUAGACGAAGUUAUUGAAGACCCAUUGCAAAAUUAUAAAAUUAAAACAUAUUUUAUAGCAUUUGAUACAGCUAUUACUCAGAUAAAAGAAAGGUUCAAUGAAAUAUCCAGUGGUUUAUUUAAGGAUCUGUCAUUAUUUUCUCGACGUCGCAUGGAAGAAAUAUCUAAUGAUCUCAAUAAAUUGCCAGUUGAUGCAUUUAAAGUAUUUUCUGAUACAUAUAGUAAAUUUGUUGAUAAGGAAGAUUUAAAAAGAGAAUAUGUACAAUUCAUAAAAUGUUAUUUUAAUUUUGAAAAAGUUAAGCUAAUUCCAACCCGUCUUCAUGAUUCUCAAUCAGACACCGAAGAUGAAUCUAUUGACCAUUUACAAAGCGACUUGGAAGAUUCUCAGAACACAGUAGAAGAUUUUACUAUCCCCAAGCUUCCUUUAAAUGGAUGCAGUUUAUCAACAGUAUUGAAGGUUGUUAAAAUAAGUGGUUUACAGUCUGUAUUUCCUGUCCUAAGCAUAGCUUUGAAAAUUGCUGUAACAUUACCUGUUGCUAGUACUACACCAGAAAGAACUUUUUCCAAACUAACAAUAAUCAAAAAUAAACUACGCAGUACCAUGACUGAAGGUCGCCUUGAAAAUUUAAUGGUACUUUCAUGUGAAAAUGACAUUAAAAUUGACUCAGACACUGUUAUUAACACAUUUGCCAAUAACAGCAGCUUGUUGCAAAAAGCUUUAUUAUAUUAA